This is a messenger RNA of Melanotaenia boesemani (Boeseman's rainbowfish), 2676 nucleotides long. RefSeq names its product cyclic nucleotide gated channel subunit beta 3, tandem duplicate 1 (gene cngb3.1). Gene Ontology annotation, molecular function: intracellularly cAMP-activated cation channel activity; protein-containing complex binding; cGMP binding. Lineage: Eukaryota; Metazoa; Chordata; Actinopteri; Atheriniformes; Melanotaeniidae. The transcript has 18 exons. Gene Ontology annotation, biological process: monoatomic cation transmembrane transport. The record is from RefSeq and is a predicted model, not a curated record. Gene Ontology annotation, cellular component: intracellular cyclic nucleotide activated cation channel complex; plasma membrane; photoreceptor outer segment. Bases 79 to 2676 code for a protein of 865 amino acids.
GAACAGCCUCCUCCUCCACCUCCACCCAUAGUGAUCAACAGGUACUCAGAUGAUCUACUCAGAAAAAUAGCCAAACGGAUGAAAGAGAGACAGCAGAUCUAUAGGGAGAAAGUGAUUGAUCAGUACGCUUCAUCCCCUGAGAUAACCCCUCCUGUCACACCUUUGCUUCAAAGAGACCACUACGCAAAAGUCCUUGAGGAGAGGGCCAGGCAAGCAGAGGAGGAUCGGAUAAAGAAGGAGGAAGCGGAUAAGAAGAAGAAAGAAGAGCAAGAAAAGAAAAAGAAGGACGCUGAACAAAAGAAGAAGGAGGAAGAGGAGAAAAGAAAAGAAGAGGAAAAGAAGGAGGACAAGCCACCAGAAACGAAAGAUGAAAAAGUAGAGGAACCCAAAGAAGAAGCUGAAAAGAAAGAUGAGGAGAAAAAAGAAGAAAAGGAGGAAAAGAUAGAGGAGCAAAAACCAGCUCCACCGGCUCCGGCACCGACUGCGGCUCCGGCUGCGGCUCCGGCUCCAGCACCAACGCCGGCUCCGGCACCGGCAUCUGCACCAGCAGCCGCUCCAGCUCCAGCUGCAGCAGCUCCAGCCAAUCCAGAAGGGGGUGAAGGAGAAGAACCCCCUCCUCCACCAGUUGUCUACUCCCGCUAUGCAGAUGACACCCUCAGAAAUGUCAUCAAGGUGUUACGAGAGCGAAUGGAAACACUAAAAGAGAAAGCCAUAGACCCCUACGCCACAUCUCCAGAAAUCACUCCACCCGUCACCCCCAUUCUUAAGAAGGAUGACUACAUCAGACUGAAGGAAGAGGAACGGAUAGCUAAAGAAGCAGAAAACAAAAGGAAGGCAGAAGAAGCAGCCAAAAAGGCAGAAGAAAAAAAGAAAAAAGAUGAGGAGAAAAGGCUGGAGGCAGAGAAGAAAGCAGAGGAGGAGAGGCUGGCGGAGGAGGCCAAGAAGAAGGAAAGGAUCCUUCCCGAGAUAAAUUGCUCCUGCUUCGAUGUUCUUUUCCGCCCAAUCGAGGAGAAGAUGGAUACCGUCCUGGGAAACACCAUCGAUCCUUUCACAGAUCGCCGGUACAUUGCCUGGUUGACUGUGGUAGCAGUGGCGUUCAACUACAACGUUUGGUUUUGCACUGCCCGGCUGGCCUUCCCUUACCACAACGAAUCUGCCAAUCAGUACUGGGUUGCUUUAGACUUUCUUUCCGACUUGGUGAAUGUUAUUGACAUCAUGGUUUGGCAACCUCGACUGCAGUUUGUCAAAGCUGGAGACAUUAUUAAAGACAGAGCAUUGACAAAGGUUCAUUAUCGGAAAUCCCAAAGAUUUAAGACUGACAUCAUCAGCAUCCUUCCAUUCGACCUUCUCUGUCUGCGCUUUGAAUUUUCUUCAAUAUACAGACUCAACCGCUUCAUCAGGUUGGAGUCUUUCUUUGAGUUCAGUGACCGACUUGAGAGCAUCAUGGCCAAAGCUUAUAUAUGGAGGGUGACCCGCACAACAGGAUACCUGCUCUACGCUCUUCAUCUCAACGCCUGUGCCUUCUACGUUGCCUCAGUAUACCAGGGUCUUGCAACAACUACAUGGGUGUAUGAUGGAGAUGGAUCAGCGUACCUCCGUUGUUACUAUUUUGCCGUCCGCAGUCUGAUCAAUAUAGGUGGUCUCCCAGAACCUGUAACCGUCUUCGAGAUCACCUUUCAGAUGGCCAACUUCUUCAUUGGUGUCUUUGUAUUCUCCAGUCUGAUUGGACAGAUGAGAGACGUUAUUGGUGCAGCGACAGCAGGCCAGACGUACUUCCGGGCAUCGAUGGACGGCUGCGUCGAAUACAUGAACACUUACACCAUUCCCAAGCUGGUCCAGAACAGAGUUCGGACUUGGUACAACUACACCUGGGCUGCUCAGGGAAUGUUAGAUGAGUCUGAGCUCCUGGACAAGAUGCCUCUGGUGAUGAGGAUCGCCAUCGCUGUGGACAUCAACCUGGCCACCUUCCAGAAGAUUGCUCUAUUUCAAGGCUGUGACCAGCAGAUGUUAGUCGACAUGUUACUGAGGCUCAAAUCCAUCAUUUACCUACCUGGAGACUUUGUUGUGAAGAAGGGUGACAUCGGUAAAGAAAUGUACAUCAUCAAAAGUGGAGCAGUGCAGGUGGUGGGAGGACCUGACAACAGCAUUGUGUUUGUCACACUAAAGGCUGGCUGUGUGUUCGGAGAAAUCAGUUUGCUGCAGUCUGCAAAGGACGGGGGAAACAGGCGCACUGCUAACGUGAAAGCACAUGGCUUUGCUAACCUCUUUGUUCUGGAAAAGAAAGACCUGUUUGACAUCCUCGUCCACUACCCGGAGUCUCAAAAAGUCCUGGCCAGGAAGGGCAGGCAACUGGUUAAAUCCAAAGCUGCAGCAGGGGCAAAAACCAAGGAAGAAAAGCCAAAAGGUCUGACUUUGUUUGGACAAAAACCACCAACUCCAAAGUUCCUGAAAGCUUUUGGAAACUUUCGCAAAGGAGGGCUCCUCGAAAAACUCAAGGUGAAGUUUCCACACAGAGGCAGCACAGCUGGACCGGGUGGUUCUGGUUGUUUAACAGCACUAAUGUCAUGUUUGUUGUCUUUUAUUCACAGAAAGGUGCAGAGGAGCAGAAAUAAGAACAAAGCAUCAUCUUUUAUUCGCUACGUUUUUGUGGCUACUAAAACACUCAUGACAAGCUGA